This is a messenger RNA of Ixodes scapularis (black-legged tick), 2234 nucleotides long. RefSeq names its product glycoprotein 3-alpha-L-fucosyltransferase A. Bases 600 to 1739 code for a protein of 379 amino acids. The record is from RefSeq and is a predicted model, not a curated record. Gene Ontology annotation, cellular component: membrane. The transcript has 3 exons. Lineage: Eukaryota; Metazoa; Arthropoda; Arachnida; Ixodida; Ixodidae. Gene Ontology annotation, molecular function: alpha-(1->3)-fucosyltransferase activity.
AUCGCCACCGACCAUUUUAACGCUGCGUUUUCGAUGGCUCCCUCGCUCCUUCUUCCUCUGUUUUUCUGCUCCCUCGCCGCCACCGUCGGGAAGGGAGAACACCGAACUGCCGGAGUGGGACAGUCAACAAGGGCCCCGCGGAAACGGACGAGUUCAGGUUGCCGCCUGCGCUAGACGCUGCGCUCUACUGACACACGUGCUGUCGGAUUUGUUUUCCUUUUCAAAGAAGCGGGCACUUUGUACUUCGACUGUUCUUCGAUCGGCGGAGUGCUACCCCAACGCAGCGGCGUCUGUGCUACCAAGCUUCGCGCCGCGACAGCGAUAGCCUCCGACACCGCCUGGAAAUAUCGACCGUUGACAGUCAAGGUCGUAAAGAGAAGACUGAGAACAGUCCGCCGGGGCAAUCCGGCCGCCGUGCCCAGUUUCGGCCACAAAAAGAAAUCUCUCGUCGAUCUCUUCUGACCGGACAUCCACGAGUUCUCUCUCUCUCCUUCUUUUUUUUAUUGACUGACUGGAAUUUACGAGACGAUGCGGUGAAGCGGCCUUGCACCCCCUAGCAACACCAGUCCCCGGUCUCGAGCAUCGCCCAAGCCAUCAAGAUGGCGGGCUACACCUUGAGGGCCCGACACCUGAAGUAUUUCUACUUCAUCGCCAUCGCUGGAUCCCUCUUCAUACUACUUCGGAGCAGGGCUAAAUCGGUGCAGCGAAGUCUUCCAGUGGAAGCCCCUACCCACAAGGUACUCAUCUGGGACGUCGGCAAGCGGAUGGAACGAAGGUUCCUCCGAUCCUUUGGUUCCUCAAACAAGGACCCCUUCGAGUUCUGCACGGUCAGAAACUGUGUUCUUGAGACCUCAAACGACAAGAUCGGCGAAGCCGCAGCUGUCUUCUUCCACUUACACAUGACGAAAGGCCCAGAGACGCUGCCCAAGUUCCAUAGGCCUGACCAGCUAUGGAUCUUCUUCACGGACGAGUCGCCCUUGCAUACCUUCAUGGCGACUAAAAAGUACAAGAUGAGCGAUUACAACGGGAUCUUUAACCUGAGUAUGACGUACAGGAGUGAUUCUGACAUCCCCGCGGCUUACGGAAGAACCGUGGAACUGUCCGAGACAGAGAAGUCCAACAUGGCAGAUCUCCCGAACUACGCGACGUCCAGACACAGGAUGGUUGCCAUUUUGGGCAGCAAUUGCGGUGGUCCCAACAAACGUUGGCCGUACGUCCGCGAGCUUGCCAAGCACGUGAGCGUCGACAUUUACGGCGGAUGCGGGACGAAGACAUGUCCGGGACACUUUACGCGGGACUGCGACGUCAUGAAGGACUACAAGUUUUACCUGGCGUUCGAGAACAGCAACUGCCGCGAGUACAUCACGGAGAAGCUGUGGUGGAACGCGUUCGAAAAGGAGGUACUGCCCGUGGUCAUGGGUGGGUCUAAAGAAGACUAUUCUCGCUUGUGUCCUCCUCAUUCCUUCAUCCACGUUGAAGACUUUGAAGGGCCGCGUCACUUGGCCGAGUACCUCAAGUUCCUGGACUCGAAUCACACGGCGUACAACUCGUACUUUGCGUGGAAGAAAAAAUACCGCGUGCUCAACGAACACGGGUACUUUGGAUCGCCGUCCCUACACCUAUGUAGGAUAUGCGAGCUACUUAAUAGCGGUCGUAAAGAAGCGAGAGUCUACGAUGACCUCGAAAGCUUCUGGAAUUCCAAGACGGACUGUAGGCCGCCUGUUUGGGAUGGUACCUAGGCGACGUGAAAUUGUCCUGUGAGAGCGGAACCCGUGUGUAUAAUCCCAUGUUUUGGCGGUGCCUUUGACCUUUGACGUUUUAUAUUUAGGCACCAAUUGUUGUAUAUUCUUUUUUUUUCUUUUAAUUUAUGUGUGGCCGAUCUAGUCAAGGGAACAAAGUGCCAAAUGUGUACACCUUUCAUUCACAUACAAGGUUGUGAGUUCAUGCUGGUUGUUCGCAAGCCGUUUAUAGGCACAUGUGGAAUAGCAAAGGGAUACGGACACUCCUUACUACGGCUUUAUCACGCAGUAAAACUAUGUGUUUAAUCCAUGAGUGUCCGAGUACCAGUUCGAAUGAAGGGUAAAUCUGAAUUGGAGCUUACUCAGAACAGAUGGUCAGAAUAUUUGCUGGAAUGUUAGUCAGGAUGAAGGUCUGCCAAAUUAUUUUAAUGCAACGCCCGCCAUCAAAGCCUUGAACCUCCUAGCAAUAAAGAUAUUGAAAGUUUUAUACUUUAA